Molecule: messenger RNA, 1590 nt
Organism: Lithohypha guttulata
Lineage: Eukaryota; Fungi; Ascomycota; Eurotiomycetes; Chaetothyriales; Trichomeriaceae
Exons: 2
Coding region: 1-1590 (529 amino acids)
Source: RefSeq, a predicted model, not a curated record
AUGGCCUCACACAAUCCAGCUACACGCACCAACACUGCAUCAACCUCUGGCUAUGGCUCCGACGACGAUGCUGUACCAGGAGGUGAUCCCGGCACCUCGCUCGGUCUCCUUCAAGAACGUCUUUCGGCGUACAAGCAUAUGUGUGCCUACCUGGAGGACUACGUCAAGGCCGUUGCGAAAGAUCAGAAGUCACAGAGCAAAGACAGCGAGAAAAUACUCAAGACCCUCAACCAUCCUCUGAAGGAGGGUCACCACUUCAACCAAGAGCUCGGCGGUAUCGCAGGCCUAUUCGAGAACCUCAGAGCCAACACUCAAGCCCAAAGUCAGCUCUAUGCCGAGACCGAACAGAAUCUCGAGAAGAGUGUUCUACCCAUCUUCGAGAGGCUACACAAGGAGGUCAAAGCUAAGAACAAGGAACUCUCUUCUGGAGCCGGAAAGCAAAGCAAGGCUGUCGAGCACGCUCGCAAUGCCUCUCAGAAACACAUCGAGCUGCUUGGUCAAUAUACUGCCACUUUUGAUUCGGCGGGAGGAAGGACAACCGCAGCCAAUGAUCCAUAUGUCCUUCAGAGAGGUGCCUGGUACCGUUUGAACAAGCAGCUUGCUGAGGAAAACAACCAUCGCUCCGAUCUUAUCAACAUCCAGAACAACUUUCAGGCGUUCGAGAACCAUAUCAUUGCGACCGUCCAAAGUGGUAUGACCACCUUCAACCAAUACAUGGCUAGUUCGCUUGAUCGUUCCAAGGCCAUGUAUGGUGAUAUCGCACACACGGUAUCGAACAUCGACCAGAAUGUGGAGUGGAAUGGCUUCCUCAAGAGAAAUGGUCACAUUAUGAUCUCGCCCAAUGCUCCACCACGAUCUAUCGACUCAAUGUCUUUCCCCAACAUGAACCACCGCGCAACUAAGGCACUUAUCGAGGGUAGUCUUGAGCGAAAAGGAAAGCUCUCCGGCUACAAGGUUGGCUAUUAUGCUGUCACUCCAGCUGGAUACCUGCAUGAAUACAAAGACAAUGACAACUUCAGAGCUGAUCCGGAGCCAGAGCACUCCCUGUAUCUUCCUGACUGUGUCAUCGGCGCCGUCGACGGUCAAAAAUUUGCUCUCAAGGGCAAGGACUCCUCUGGCAACAAGCUCGUCCAGAAAAUGAGCAUGAGCACCGAAUACCAUUACAAGGCACAUACUCCACAAGACGCUCAGCAGUGGUAUAACGUUAUCCAAUCAGUCUGUUCAGGCACCACCAAUAGUCUGCCGAGUUCCCCAGUCAGCCAACAAAGCUCAGCCACAUAUCCACCCAUCGACACGGCCGGUCACCAGCAAAGUGGCAUCACGUCAACUAUGAGUCCUCAGCACGGCCAACCAGGUAUGGCGGGUCACGAUAUGGCACAUCAGCCUGGCUCAGCCACUACCACGUCUCCAACAUACAACACAGGCGAAGCCCAGCACUCACUGGCACCUCAGGGUCAAGGUCAGGCAUUGCCUGAUCGUACAGCCGGUGGUUUACAGGCUCCACAGAACCAGGGAAAUCUUGCGAGGACGCCUUCUGGUUCAUACCAUGUUGCGCCCAUGACCAAUGAGUUGGAGCCGAGGAAGUACUAG